Nezara viridula (southern green stink bug) is the source of this 1566-nucleotide messenger RNA. The record is from the annotation of a GenBank genome assembly. Lineage: Eukaryota; Metazoa; Arthropoda; Insecta; Hemiptera; Pentatomidae.
UUUUAACCUUUACUCAUCCAUGUAAAUAAAAGAGCUCUUCUGAUAAUUUCUGUAUUGUGUAAAACUUAUCGGUAAAUCAUUUCAGUACCAUGUCGUGAUAUUGCUCAACUAAUAGUUUUAGGUUUUAUAAAAUCUUUCAUUCCCUUUUAUAUGUUUUUGAUAUAUCGUUAAUGCCUUCCAGUAUAUUUUUAAAAUGUUUUCUAAUCUUAGUUAAGCUGAAUUUCUUUUACUUAACCAUUAGACUGGACAAAAAUUGAUCAGUGUUCCAUUACUAGUACUUAAUGUUUAAAUAAAAACUAUAAUUGGGAUUAUAAAAGGGUAAUGUAUGGAGUGAGUGAAGAAAAUGCCUCCUGGAACAAGCAUAAGAACUCCUAACACAUUUUGUGGACAAAUUAUUCACUCUGUUAAGUGGGUUCCAGUUGUUUUUUUAAUGUGCAUAGUUGCUUGGUCUUACUAUGCCUAUGUUUUUCAGUUAUGCAUAUUGACUGUAAAAACGUUUUUUGAGAAACUUAUUUAUCUUAUCAUAUAUCAUUUUUUACUUGUUAUAUUUUUAUGGACUUACUGGCUUACCAUAUUUACUCCUCCAGCUACUGUCCCAAGGAAGUUUUUACUUCCUCCCGAAGAAUUUGAAAAAAUGGGACGUACAACGGAUGAAACAGCGCAAAGAAACAUUUUAGAGAACUUUGCCCGCACACUGCAUGUUGUGAAUAGAACAUUAAAUGGUGCUGUUAGAUUCUGUGAAAAAUGUCAAGUAGUAAAGCCUGACAGAGCACACCAUUGUAGUGUAUGUGGUGUUUGCAUUCUCAAAAUGGAUCAUCAUUGCCCUUGGGUGAACAACUGUGUUUCAUUUACUAACUACAAGUUUUUUUUACUGUUCCUUGGGUAUGCCUUUCUCUAUUGUUUUUUCAUCGACAUAACCAGUCUACAAUAUUUUAUACUAUUUUGGAAGGAUUUGCAGGGGAAUUUGGAGAAUUCUUCCAAGUUUCAUAUUCUUUUCCUGUUUGUUGUGGCAGCCAUGUUUUGUACUAGUCUAGCCUCGCUAUUCAUUUAUCACCUGAUUCUUGUUGGAAAAAAUAGAACUACAUUAGAAGCAUUCAGGCACCCUGUGUUCAUUAUUAGGGGUCCUGAUAAGAAUGGUUUUAAUCUUGGAACAAUGAAUAAUUUUCAAGAAGUAUUUGGUGACAGGACUCUAUUAUGGUUCAUUCCUGUUUUCACGAGUUUGGGUGAUGGCCUUGUAUUUCCUACGAGUACAGACAUAGAGAUGGGAUCGAACCUUCUUAUGACUUCCCAAAGGUCAGAGUAACCACUACAGAUUCGUAGCUGAUUUGCUUUUUAAAUACACAAAAACUUGUUCAAAAGAGAAAAAAAAAAUGGGAGAAAGAAUUUUUAAUAAAACAUUGACUACGUUAUGUCAUUAUUGCUUAAUGCUUGUAACUUUUGUUGCAUGGCAUAAUUGAAAAAAAAAACAACAACAUGAUAUCACUAAGUGCUUGUUUCUUAUUACUUUAAUAAAAUAAGAUUUUUUUUCUUUUGAAAUAAAAGUUUAAUAGUUAUGUCAAGGCCAGC